AUGCAGGCGCCCAAAUCGCUCACAAUAGGCGUCGUCGAGCCGCCUCCCGAGGUGGUGCGCGUCAGCAGCGGCGGUGGCUCUGUCGGUGGCGCGCCCGUUGCCCCUGCGGUCGGAUUUCCGCAGUUCGUCAAGUCAGCGGCUGAUGGUGGCAGGGUUCCCGCUCAUAUGCAGCAGCAGCAGCAGCAGCAGCAGCAGCAGCAGCAGCAGCAGCAGCAGCAGCAGCAGCAGCAGCAGCAGCAGCAGCAGCAGCAGCAGCAGCAGCAGCAGCAGCAGCAGCAGUAG
Molecule: messenger RNA, 282 nt
Organism: Monoraphidium neglectum
Lineage: Eukaryota; Viridiplantae; Chlorophyta; Chlorophyceae; Sphaeropleales; Selenastraceae
Exons: 2
Coding region: 1-282 (93 amino acids)
Source: RefSeq, a predicted model, not a curated record